CCAUGCUCGUAGGGUAAUAUCACGUCCAGCUCGCAGGGCACCGGCCGUCGCCGCUCGAGAGCUCGGCCGCCCCAGUCCCGACGCCGUGCCUCGUCCUCUACGUCCCCUUCUCUCUCUCUCUCGGCCUUCCUGUCCUCGCGGCGACGAGCCAACGACAGGGCAGCGCCGCCGCUCGCCGGUGGCCCUGAAGAAACUAUUGGGUCCGUCCCUAGAUCUGGAUCCCUUGCGGUGGCGGGGCAAGGGGGGACUCUCCGUCGCGCGGCGACCCGACGAGCGCGGCGCUCCGCCAUCUUUCCGUGGCCCGCGUUCUGGCUUAGAAUGAGCUAUCUUUGUUGUUCUAUACAAAGAAAGGAAAAGAGGGACAUUUAGGGAUUCUCUGGACAAACUGAUAAAGCAAGAGCCUACCUCUAGGACUAGCUAAAGGCCGGAGUAGCGAUGAUUGUGGUUGAGAGACUGGAUCUCUGUUUCUUGGAUAAGGUGGUGCUGCUGGAGACGCCGAAGGGUUUUGCCCUCUUCAAUGUUAAGAGUGGGGUAUUAAAUGCACCCAAGAAUGUGUGGUCGUGGUUUGCCCAUUGGGAAACAGCUGAGCAUGUUAGCUUUUUGGUUGACUACGUAAAGGUUGAUGACAAGUCUGCCGUGUGGCGUAGCGAUGGUCCUGGUGAAGUGCUUUCUAACUUUAUCUGGAAAUAUUGCAGAGAUGAAAAAGAGCUGAUUGUUGGGGAUGAAAAGCUUAAAGGUGUCAUCAAAUCCAAUAUGGAAAAAAUCAAGUUACUUGAAAACAAUUAUGUUGCCAGAGAACUUGUAUGGGGGUUCAAGAAUGUUUUGUCUGGUUUUUUAUACCAAGAAAAAGACAACAUCACGCCUGCGUACCUUCUCCCAGUUUCUGAAGGAUUAAAAGCAUCCAUGAGUAAAUUAGGAAUUAAUGUCCCUACAGAAGCAAUCACUGAUGCAUUUAUUCGCAAUGCUGGUUCUUUGCAUCGAUGUCAUGUCAUGUUAUGUCGUGUUCCCAAGGAUCUGCGCAAGGCAUGCGACAAGAUAGUUCCUGGUAUUGGCGGAAUGAUUGAAGAUGACUUGCUCUACGCAAAAGUUAUGGCUAAGAUUCUGACCCCUGAAGAGAUGACAGAUUGGGAGUUCUCAAUGAGCUUUCCGCCUGAUGUGGUACUGAAGCUACAGAAGGCAGAUGCUGCAGCGGAUGAUGCCCGUGAACAGAUUGAUUGCGAAAUGUUUCGUUUCAUACACUGUUCCAUUGCUGACCUUGAGCGUCUCCCAGGAUUGAAAACUAUGUGGGUUCGGAAGCUCAAGGCGUAUGCUGAUAGAUGGUCUAGGAAACAGUUACAGAUUACUGGAAAGAGGUGCCACGCUGAUGUAGUUGGCGCUGCUGAGACAAGCCAUGGAGCUGAUGAAGAUUCCCAAGAUGCUAGUUCGGAGGGGUUAUAAGAAAACUAGGUCAGUUGAGGUGUGAGGUUGCGCUAGAUUAGUGCAGAGGAGCUAUGGUACACAUCAGCAAUGACUAUUUAUGUAUUGCCUUGUUAUCUUGGACGCUGCUGGAGCGUUGGUAGUUUCUAGGUAACCUAUGUUGUAGUUCACGUUGCUAGUUUCCAGCUAGUCCCUGUUUUGAACUUAAUUUCUAUCUAGUCUGGUUUUACAUCUUAAUCUCUAUGCUA
This is a messenger RNA of Panicum virgatum (switchgrass), 1664 nucleotides long. Its product is annotated as probable nucleolar protein 5-1. The record is from RefSeq and is a predicted model, not a curated record. Gene Ontology annotation, cellular component: small-subunit processome; box C/D methylation guide snoRNP complex. NCBI's taxonomy places the organism in Eukaryota, Viridiplantae, Streptophyta, Magnoliopsida, Poales, Poaceae. The transcript is spliced from 10 exons. The coding region runs from base 436 to 1437 and encodes 333 amino acids. Gene Ontology annotation, molecular function: snoRNA binding.